Molecule: messenger RNA, 2480 nt
Organism: Homo sapiens (human)
Lineage: Eukaryota; Metazoa; Chordata; Mammalia; Primates; Hominidae
Gene: CHRNB3
Product: cholinergic receptor nicotinic beta 3 subunit
Exons: 7
Coding region: 537-1691 (384 amino acids)
Biological process (GO): regulation of postsynaptic membrane potential; chemical synaptic transmission, postsynaptic; monoatomic ion transport
Cellular component (GO): acetylcholine-gated channel complex; presynapse; synaptic membrane
Molecular function (GO): monoatomic ion channel activity; transmembrane signaling receptor activity; extracellular ligand-gated monoatomic ion channel activity
Source: RefSeq, marked validated
GAGAAGCGGCACACUCGGCGAGAGGGGUUGAGAUUGUUUUAUUCCACUCCAGGUGUUGCUGUCCUCUUGGGUUCCACUUCGGAUUUUGAACCCCUGUAUUUUCUUUUCAAAACCCCCUUUUCCAGUGGAAAUGCUCUGUUGUUAAAAAGGAAGAAACUGUCUUUCUGAAACUGACAUCACGAUGCUCCCAGAUUUUAUGCUGGUUCUCAUCGUCCUUGGCAUCCCUUCCUCAGACGGAAAGUGCACCUUCUGACAGUGGUAACACAGGUGGAGAUGUAUGCUGUGCGUGAAAGAGCAGAGCUGCUUGCUGCCCCUGGAUCUUGGUGAGGAGCAGGAUUCCUGUACCUUCACAGGGAGCACAGCUGCCCACCACAGGUUUCAACUCAAUCGCCGAAAAUGAAGAUGCCCUCCUCAGACAUUUGUUCCAAGGUUAUCAGAAAUGGGUCCGCCCUGUAUUACAUUCUAAUGACACCAUAAAAGUAUAUUUUGGAUUGAAAAUAUCCCAGCUUGUAGAUGUGGAUGAAAAGAAUCAGCUGAUGACAACCAAUGUGUGGCUCAAACAGGAAUGGACAGACCACAAGUUACGCUGGAAUCCUGAUGAUUAUGGUGGGAUCCAUUCCAUUAAAGUUCCAUCAGAAUCUCUGUGGCUUCCUGACAUAGUUCUCUUUGAAAAUGCUGACGGCCGCUUCGAAGGCUCCCUGAUGACCAAGGUCAUCGUGAAAUCAAACGGAACUGUUGUCUGGACCCCUCCCGCCAGCUACAAAAGCUCCUGCACCAUGGACGUCACGUUUUUCCCGUUCGACCGACAGAACUGCUCCAUGAAGUUUGGAUCCUGGACUUAUGAUGGCACCAUGGUUGACCUCAUUUUGAUCAAUGAAAAUGUCGACAGAAAAGACUUCUUCGAUAACGGAGAAUGGGAAAUACUGAACGCAAAGGGGAUGAAGGGGAACAGAAGGGACGGCGUGUACUCCUAUCCCUUUAUCACGUAUUCCUUCGUCCUGAGACGCCUGCCUUUAUUCUAUACCCUCUUUCUCAUCAUCCCCUGCCUGGGGCUGUCUUUCCUAACAGUUCUUGUGUUCUAUUUACCUUCGGAUGAAGGAGAAAAACUUUCAUUAUCCACAUCGGUCUUGGUUUCUCUGACAGUUUUCCUUUUAGUGAUUGAAGAAAUCAUCCCAUCGUCUUCCAAAGUCAUUCCUCUCAUUGGAGAGUACCUGCUGUUCAUCAUGAUUUUUGUGACCCUGUCCAUCAUUGUUACCGUGUUUGUCAUUAACGUUCACCACAGAUCUUCUUCCACGUACCACCCCAUGGCCCCCUGGGUUAAGAGGCUCUUUCUGCAGAAACUUCCAAAAUUACUUUGCAUGAAAGAUCAUGUGGAUCGCUACUCAUCCCCAGAGAAAGAGGAGAGUCAACCAGUAGUGAAAGGCAAAGUCCUCGAAAAAAAGAAACAGAAACAGCUUAGUGAUGGAGAAAAAGUUCUAGUUGCUUUUUUGGAAAAAGCUGCUGAUUCCAUUAGAUACAUUUCGAGACAUGUGAAGAAAGAACAUUUUAUCAGCCAGGUAGUACAAGACUGGAAAUUUGUAGCUCAAGUUCUUGACCGAAUCUUCCUGUGGCUCUUUCUGAUAGUGUCAGUAACAGGCUCGGUUCUGAUUUUUACCCCUGCUUUGAAGAUGUGGCUACAUAGUUACCAUUAGGAAUUUAAAAGACAUAAGACUAAAUUACACCUUAGACCUGACAUCUGGCUAUCACACAGACAGAAUCCAAAUGCAUGUGCUUGUUCUACGAACCCCGAAUGCGUUGUCUUUGUGGAAAUGGAACAUCUCCUCAUGGGAGAAACUCUGGUAAAUGUGCUCAUUUGUGGUUGCCAUGAGAGUGAGCUGCUUUUAAAGAAAGUGGAGCCUCCUCAGACCCCUGCCUUGGCUUUCCCAGACAUUCAGGGAGGGAUCAUAGGUCCAGGCUUGAGCUCACAUGUGGCCAGAGUGCACAAAAAGCUGUUGCUACUUGGUGGAGGAACACCUCCUAGAAGCAGCAGGCCUCGGUGGUGGGGGAGGGGGGAUUCACCUGGAAUUAAGGAAGUCUCGGUGUCGAGCUAUCUGUGUGGGCAGAGCCUGGAUCUCCCACCCUGCACUGGCCUCCUUGGUGGUUUUGUCUGAGCUGCAAACUGGGGCCGUGUUAUGCUUGUUAGCAAUGGGCCAGGCAAAUCUCAACAAGGGUUUGGGGAUUACACUGGCAGGAUAGCUGGCACUGCACACUUAACAAUAACACAGAUUCCAAGUUGCCUGGCCUACCGAAGCAGGUGUUAUUCAUGGUUUAUUCCCAGCAUGAUAAGGCUUUCAGAUGGUGAAACUGGAGCCCACUGUGAGCUGUGACUUCCUUUAAGGUCAUGCAUACCAAAAUAACUCACAAUAGAAACAAAGCCCUUUGCUACCAGAAGUGGAUUCAUUAAUACCCAUUAUCUUUUCCUAGUAAACUAGUGUACAGAA